CCAUCCCCCGCCCGUCCCCACGUGCCACCCAUGUCCCCACCUGUCCCAACGUGCCACCCAUCCCCGCCUCCCCGCAGCUCAAGUUCAAAGUUCAAAGUCCACGGGGCCACAUUGGGGACGAUCGUGGAGCGGUGACAAGGCCACAGCAGCGGGGACUUUGGGGACGCAACCACAGCGGUGACUGCGGGCACAGCGGCCCAGCCAUGUCCCUGUCCAGCCUCUCGGACCCGGACAGCCCCGGGGCGCAGCGCUGCCCCAGUGUCACCGACGUCCCCGAGGAGCCGAAGGUGUGCGCUGUGUGCGGGGACCGCGCCACCGGGUACCACUUCCAUGUGAUGAGCUGCGAAGGGUGCAAAGGGUUCUUCAGGCGCUCCAUCCUUAAGGCUGUGCACUUCACCUGCCCCUUCACCCGGAGCUGCCCCAUAACCAAGGCCAAGCGCCGGCAGUGCCAGGCGUGCCGCCUGCAGAAGUGCCUCGACGUGGGGAUGAGGAAGGACAUGAUCAUGUCAGAGGAGGCCGUGGGCCGGCGCCGGGCGCUGCGGCUGCAGAGGAGGUUGGCACGGGCGCAGCGUGGGGGGCUGACGGAGGAGCAGCAGGAGCUCAUCAGCAUCCUCAUCGCCGCACGCAAACGCACCUUCGACUCCAGCUUCUCCCAGUUCCAGCACUACCGGCCUGCUGUGCGUCUCUGCAUCCCCGACCUGCACACCCAGAGCCCCCCCGGACCUUCGGCACCCCUGGCCCCGCAGUUGAACUGCCUGGAUGAGGACGUGCUGCCCGACGUCUUCUCCGUCCUGCUCUACAUCGCCCACAACUGCACCUUCAUGAUCCAGCAGGUCAUCAAAUUCGCCAAGGAGAUCCCAGCGUUCAGAGGGCUGCCCAUCGAUGACCAGAUCUCGCUGCUCAAAGGAGCCACGCUGGGCAUCUGUCAGAUCCAGUCCAACACGGUGUUUAAUGAGGAAACCAACGCCUGGGAGUGCGGGCAGCACUGCUUCACCAUCGAGGACGGAGCUCUGGCCGGCUUCCAGCAGAUCUACCUGGAGCCGCUGCUCAAGUUCCACGUCAGCCUGAAGAAGCUGCGGCUGCACGAGGCUGAGUACGUCCUGCUGCUGGCCAUGCUGCUCUUCUCGCCAGCUGCAGGAGAAGGUGGCCCUCACGCUCAAGAGCUACAUCGACCACCAGCACCCCAUGCCCGAGGGCAGGUUCCUCUACGCCAAGCUGCUGCUGCUGCUGACGGAGCUGCAGACCCUGAAGGUGGAGAACACGCGGCAGAUCCUCCACAUCCAGCAGCUCUCCAGCAUGACGCCGCUGCUCUCCGAAAUCGUCAGCUGAAGGCCAGCCAGGCGCUCAGCCCCCUCCCCUCGCGCACAUGGGGCUCCGUCGCGCUUUGCAGGGCAGAGUAAAGCUCUUUUAUUUUUCCA
Tympanuchus pallidicinctus (lesser prairie-chicken) is the source of this 1418-nucleotide messenger RNA. Its product is annotated as nuclear receptor subfamily 1 group I member 3-like. Gene Ontology annotation, molecular function: zinc ion binding; nuclear receptor activity; RNA polymerase II cis-regulatory region sequence-specific DNA binding. The transcript has 9 exons. Gene Ontology annotation, biological process: negative regulation of transcription by RNA polymerase II; cell differentiation; positive regulation of transcription by RNA polymerase II. Lineage: Eukaryota; Metazoa; Chordata; Aves; Galliformes; Phasianidae. The record is from RefSeq and is a predicted model, not a curated record. Bases 204 to 1400 code for a protein of 398 amino acids.